AUGGCGGCAUUUGGCGCUGUCGCUUCUCUCAAGAAUACGAUUAAACAUAUUCUACAAUUGUCUCGCAUCUCGCUGGUUCCUCCCUCUCCACAAAUCUUACAAUCCGCCUACGAUGCUAUGUGUAGCUUGCAGGAAGUUCUACUAAAAUUGGAGCACACCGGCUUCAGCAAGAUGAGGACGAAGGUGAAUGAUUUGGAUGGACGAAUCAAAGAGGUCGUAUGGGAAUUCGAAGAUUUACUAGAUUCUCAUGUUUAUGAUCAGAUUCCUCCACAGCUCGAAAGCUCAUCAAUAAGUGAGAGAGAUCAGUUGCCUUUCUCAGUAGAUCUGCAGAUUCUGCAACAGAAUCUUGAUUGCUUUCUCGAGAUGGUGGCAGUGAUGGAGGUGGAGUAUUUAAUUGAACUACUGAAUAUGCCCGAAGAAGAAGGUGAACCUCUUUGCUCGAGAAUUGAUUUUGGUGGAAUCAACUCAUACAUGGUUGGAUUAUCUCGUGAAUUUGAACGAGUCAGGCGUAUCCUUCUCGUUGAUGAUGAAGCUGAAGGGAAUUGCUGCGAUCUUGUUGGAAUGGCAGGGGUUGGCAAGACAACUCUGGCGAAGAAAGUAUUUGACGAUCCAUUGAUUCAGAGCCAUUUCCAGCUUCGAGCAUGGGUCAAAGUGGGAAGAAAAUGUGAGUCCAAUGAACUAUUACGAUGCAUUCUAGCUCAAGUGGCUCCCAGCACCCGCUACCAGAUGAUUACCCAAGAAGGCGGUGACGAUGAUGAGAUGUUAGUUGGACUCUUGCAAGAGAGAUUGAAGGAUAAGAAAUGUCUCAUUGUAUUAGAUGAUGUGUGGGACAGGCAAGUAAUGGAUAACUUGCCACAAGAGAAUGUUCGGUUCUUGCUCACAAGCAGGUUCAGAACUGAAGAAUCUUCCACUCGAGUAGUAUUACGUUUGUUGGAUAAAGAAGAAAGUAAACAAUUACUUGGUGCCACGUUGUUUGGUGAAAAUAGUUUCCCUCCACACCUUGAGAAAUUGGGAGAGGAGAUCGCCUACAAAUGUGAAGGUCUCCCGCUUAUGAUAGUCACUGUUGCAAAGUUUCUAUCGGAAGAAGACAAGACUCCACAAUUCUGGGCCGAGGUAGCCAAAAUACAACAUAACUCAGUAUUUUUGAAGGCAUAUGAUGAAAUAUCUGUGGUACUUUUUCCAAGCUAUGACUACUUACCUCAAUAUUUAAAAAUGUUUUUUCUCUAUUUGGGAUCUUUCCGUCCAUAUGUUAAUGUGGAUCAAUAUAGCUUCUUCAAUCUGCUGAGUGCUGAGGGGUUUGUUGAGCAUUAUGGAGUACAAAAUUUUAACAAAUUUAUGAUCAUAUGCUCGAUAGUGCUUAUUGACCGGCAUCUUAUUCUAUACGAACUCGAUGGAGAAUCACAGUUUUCAAAGAAAGACUUUCGCGUGCAUUCUUGUUGGCAGCACUUGUGUAGGAAGGAAGCUAGUAAGAUCAAGUUUUUGCAUGUUUUACAAAGUUGGGAUGAUGAUCUGAAAGAUCAACGUCGGUUGGGUGUCCAUUGCAACACUUUAUUUGCCUUCAAAGAAGUGUAUGAUUCAAUAAAAAGUGAUUGUGCUUCCAUGGCCCGUUCUCUCCUUUGCUUUGGUCCUUACCACCCAUAUCCAGUUCCAAUACAUGUCAUGGAUUUCAAGUUGUUAAAGGUACUGGAUGCUCUUCAAGUCCGGUUUUACAAUAUCCCACUUGAAAUUCUGAAGUUAGUUUAUCUAAAGUACCUUGCCCUAACAUGCAACGCUGAGCUUCCUAUUUCCAUAUCCAACCUUUUUCAACUUCAAUUCUUGAUUAUUGUACAACAUAUGGUCAUUAAAAGGCGUGGAGAAUGGUCAUAUAUGCCAGUGGCAAUAUGGGACAUGCAAGAACUACAACGUAUCCAGGUCAUGGGAAGAGACCUACCAACCCCUAACAGAGAUUCUAAAUUGGAAAAACUCUCUAGUCUUCUUGGUGUGAGUGCAAAGAGUUGCACUAGUGAAAUUCUCAAAAGAACUCCUAAUUUGAAGGAAUUACAAAUUCAGAUGGAGUUGAAGCCUUAUGAUGAAGAUGAUGAUAGCAACACAUUGAGUGGCUUGUAUUAUAUCGCAGAAGAACUCCACAAUUUGGAUAGUCUUACAUGUAUUGUAGUAAACCCUGAUAUGAAGUAUGAGUAUGUAGCUCAUCUUUCAAUGUUCCCGUCAAGUAUAAAAAUAUUGAAUUUGAGUGGCUUAGGGUGUUCAUUGCAGCACAUGAAUGAUAUUGGUUCCCUCCUACCAAAUCUUUUGAUCCUCUCAACAAAAUGCUAUGCCUUUCGAGGUCCAGAGUGGGAGAUAGAAUCAAGCCUCUUAAUCGAGAGAUUAGAGUCUCUAUAUGCUACAAAAUCCACCACCAACCGACUCCAUUUCAAGAACAAGCUACUGGCCUUCAAGAUUACAGAAUCGAAGGAAGUCCUGGAGCAGCUUGAAGAGUUUCAUAGGCUUCUUGAUGAUCUAGAAGAAAUCGAGGAGACAAUGAAGGAUGAGGACAAGACAUUAAUGUUGUUGCAUGCCCUGCCAAGAAGCUAUGUCCCGGACUAUACUCUUCGGGGAAACCAAAGUCCUAUGAAGAGGUGUACCAGGCAUUGGAACUCAAAGAAGUGGAGGAUGUGGAUUCUCUAA
This is a messenger RNA of Salvia hispanica, 2664 nucleotides long. Lineage: Eukaryota; Viridiplantae; Streptophyta; Magnoliopsida; Lamiales; Lamiaceae. The record is from RefSeq and is a predicted model, not a curated record.